AUGUCUUCUGAGAAAUAUUCAUAUCAAUGUAACCGUGGUAUUGCUGUUCUUCAGAAGAAUGAAAUUCGGUGUUUAUGUCCACCGGCUUAUUAUGGUGAUUUUUGUCAGUUUUUUAGUGAUCGAAUUAGUAUUAUUGCAUCUGUUGAUCAGAAAACUGAACUAACAACAAUAUUGAAUCGAACGCUUAAAAUUCGAGCCAAUCUUCUAUUCAAUAAACAAAUUGUUGAUCAUCAUGAAUUUCAUAUUGUUUCAAAAUUAGAAAAAAGUCAAACGAUUAAACAUAAAUUUUAUCUUCUCUAUUCAUCAACGAUAGAAAUGCUUUCAUAUAAACGAAAACGUUAUUUUAAUCGAACUGAUAUAAUCAUUAAUCAUCCAUAUGAAAUUUAUUUUCAUGUUUUCAUACUUGAAAAGAACAAUAUGGCAGAAGAAAUCGGUUCUUGGUAUUAUCCAAUUUAUUUUGAUUAUUUACCUGCAUUUCGUCUAGCGGUUGUAUUAAAAUUUCCAUCUUCAAUUCAAAAUACAACAGUUGUUCCGUACUGUCAACAGACGUGCAAAACAAAUUCGAAUUGUCUUCCAAUUUUUAAUCAGAACAAUUCUUAUUACUGUUCUUGUAAAAAUGGUUAUUUUGGAUCAAACUGUCUUAUGUAUGAAUCUCUUUGUAAGACGUUUUGUUCAGUUAAUGCACUGUGUCGAGUUGAUGAAUCUGAUUUCCGAGCGAAGAAGAAGAAAUCUUAUUGUAUUUGCCCAUUGGGCCAUUUUGGAGCGCGUUGUCAUUUAAGAUAUAAUGAUUGUUAUUCAAAUAUAUGCUUAAAUAAUGGAACUUGUAUUACAUAUUAUGAUCCAAGUGGGGAAAACCUUUUACAGUGUAAAUGUUCAGAAGGAUUUUUUGGACGACAAUGUGAACAUGUGAAGCCGUCUGUUCACAUUCAUUUGAAUAUGACAGAGUCAAUGUCUACUCGUGCAGUUGUUAUUCAAUGUUAUGAUUAUCCUUUUCCCUCUCCCGUACUUGAAACUAAAGAUCAACAAGUUUACAAAACUUUACCAUCAUCAGUUAGGUUAUGUCAAUCGAAACAGUCUAUAUCUGCACUUGGUAUUCUCAAAAUUUAUCAAGAUCUAUCAGAAGCACAAUAUUUUCUUAUUUAUUGUCUAACAUCUCAAUUGAAGAUUAAUAUCACAUCAUCUCCACAAUAUUGUUCACAUGCUUCUUCAUUAUUACCUAAAGAAUUAGAUCAGUCUAUUGAAAACGUUUAUAAAUAUCAUCAAAUUUGUCGACAUGAUAUAAAACCUGUCUGCUUUUAUGAUGAAGACUAUUUUUGUAUUUGUCAACAAGAUCAUUAUCGUGCUGAAUGUUUUAUUCGCGAUAUUGAACGGGAUUCUUGUGAGAAAUGUUUAUCUGGAGGAAAAUGUCUUCAAGGUGAUUUAAGAAAUCCAAAUGAUUUCAUCUGUCUUUGUCCUAAUUGCCAUCAAGGACAUCAAUGUGAAUUUAGUAUGGAAGCAUUUGGUGUCACUGUCGAAUCAUUUCUUAUUGAUUAUUCGAAACAAGUCAAGAUUACCUAUACAUCAAUCGUGGUUUUUCUCUUUCUGAUUGGAUUGUUUAAUAAUUUUUGUUCAUUUAUCACAUUUAAACGAUCAACGCCGCGAAAGUUUACUGUUGGAAAUUAUUUAUUGAUUAUCACUUUCCUCAAUCAAAUUGCUUUAUUUUGUUUAUUUUUCAAAUUUAUUGAUAUUACUGUUGGAAAUAUCAAUCUUCGAUCAUGUCAAAUCAUUUCCUAUUUUCUUUCGGUUACGACACGAUCAACGUAUUGGUUAACAACUUGGAUUGCCAUUGAUCGUUUUCUGAUGCUUAUCUUUCCCACUUCGUCUUAUUUUAAAAAUUCUCGUAUUUCUAUCAUAUUCAGUGUUAUUACAUUGAUCAUUCUCUUUGUAAUGCAUAUACAUGAAAUCAUUUACAAGACAAUUCUUACUCAUUUUUCAACGAAUUCAUUCGUUUGCGUAACAAAUUUCGAGACUAAUCUUAUUUCUACUUAUAAUCGAAUAUCAACUCUCAUUCAUUAUCUUGUUCCGUUCUCUAUUCAAACAAUUUGCAUCACUAUCUUAAUUGUUUUCGCUGCUCGUAGUCGAGCGAAAGUAGUGGGACGUCAAACGACUUUCACUGAACUGUUAAAGAAACAAUUUGAAACACAAAAAGAACUUUAUGUAACUCCAAUGAUCAUUGUUCUCUCUGCUUUACCUCAAACUAUUCUAACCUUUUACUUUGCAUGUACACAAUUAAAUACUUGGCAACAACAUUUAUUGCUUAAUUCUUAUCUACUUUCAUACGUUCCACAAGUGCUUGGCUUCAUUCUUUAUGUUCUCCCAUCAACGAAUUACAAGAAAGAAUUUUUUCACACACUAAUUGGAAAGAAUUCAAAAUGGAUUUUCAGCAAAAAGAAUUAA
Molecule: messenger RNA, 2436 nt
Organism: Adineta ricciae
Lineage: Eukaryota; Metazoa; Rotifera; Eurotatoria; Adinetida; Adinetidae
Source: the annotation of a GenBank genome assembly